UUGCAGCCAGAAGUCUUAUCAAUACGGAUCAAGUGCAAGCAAUUCUCGGUCCACAAACAUGGGAAGAGGUGUCGUUAGUCGCUGAGAUUGGAAGUAAGAGUCGCAUUCCUAUUAUGUCUUUAGCUGAUGCAACUCCAGUGUGGGCAACAGAACUGUGCACCUUUCUAGUUCAAGCUUCACCAAACAAGUUAAAGCAAAUGGAAGCAAUAGCAGCGAUAGUUCAAAGGUGGGAGUGGCAUCAAGUCACCAUAAUCUAUGAAGACAAAGACUUUUCAGCUCCAGCAGUGCUAAGCCAUCUAUCUGAUGCUCUCCAAGAAGUAGGUGCAGAAAUUAGCCAUUAUUUUGCCAUCCAGCCUUUUGCUUCUUCAUCAUUGUCAGAGGAACUUCAGAGGCUUAAGGGCAGCCAAUUUAGAGUGUUUGUGGUCCACUUGUCAUUGCCGGUUGCAGUUGAGCUAUUUGAGAAGGCAAAAAUAAUGAACAUGAUGGAAAAGGAUUACGUAUGGAUCAUUAUGGAUCCUUUUGCAAGCCUUAUCCAUUCCUUCAAUGCCUCUACCAUCUCCUCAAUGCAAGGAAUUGUUGGAGUAAAGAGCUACCUCCCUGAAAAUGAGUCCCGUUUUCAGGAUUUUCGCUAUAAAUUUCGCCAGCGAUUUAGCUCAGAGCAUCCUGAGGAGGUCAACCAUGAACCAAGCAUUUUUGCAGCACAGGCUUAUGAUUUAACAUGGACAGUGACCCUUGCAAUGAGCAAGAAGAAGCAGGGAAGGCAGCAAAUUAUAUCAAACAUUUUGCAAAGUGAUGUUGAUGGCUUAAGCGGGAAGAUUAAUUUUACUGGUCAAACAAUAGCUCCAGCACAUACAUUUCAGAUCAUCAAUGUGAUUGGAGAGAGCUACAUAGAACUUGGUUUCUGGUCAGAUGGACGAGGUUUCUCAGAGACAAUUGCUGGAAGUGAUGCAUUUAAAUCUUCCAUGAACGCUUUGGGGCAAGUUUUUUGGCCAGGGGGGAUUCAGGGUACGCCGAAAGGAUGGAGUCCACCAACAAUUGCCAAUCCACUGAAAAUUGGUGUUCCAACCACAGCAACAUUCAAACAAUAUGUAGAAGUGGAAGUGGAACAAGAUCACUUGGGAAAUAACAUCUUCUCUUAUAAAGGACUUGCAAUUGAUGUCUUUAAAGCCACUCGACAAGAACUGCCAUUUCAUUUGCCAUACAAUUUUCUUCCCUUCGAUGGCACAUUUGAUGCUUUAGUUGAGCAAAUUCAUUUAAAGAACUUUGACGCUGCAGUUGGUAGUAUAUCGAUACUAGCCAACCGAUAUCAGCAUGCAGAAUUCACAGCGCCUUACACUGAA
Molecule: messenger RNA, 1340 nt
Organism: Prunus avium (sweet cherry)
Lineage: Eukaryota; Viridiplantae; Streptophyta; Magnoliopsida; Rosales; Rosaceae
Source: RefSeq, a predicted model, not a curated record